AUGCUCCCCGGCUGCACUAUUUCUGCUGCUGGGCCUCUAAACAUCGCUUUCUUGGUAGUCAGCGACACAUGCACUAAGCUUGACCAUCUGGAUGCCUCAGGUCAGGUAGCACGUUGCUUAAUUCGCACCUCAGGGCACCGCCUUAUCUCUGAGGCCAUCGUACCCGAUUCUCCAAAUCAUAUCAAGCGCCGAAUUCUGGACUGGUGCACUAAACCCUUGCCGCUCGCCUCCCUGACUCACCCUCUAAUAUCUUCUCCCUCAAUACCACUUAUUGAAGGAGCUCUGGCUUCAAGUCCUUGUUCAGAAGGGACUUUUCAGCCCACAGAGCGAUGUUUUGUCGACGUAGUGAUCACAAGCGGUGGGACUGGGUUGUCAUCUCGCGACCAGACCCCUGGAGCCGUUCUCUCUCUACUUUCCUGGAGCUCUCCCUGGGAUCAGGCCGCUCGACUGAAUUAUUCUAGGGAAGAAGACAAUGGUGUCGAGAUUACACGCUCGCAUCGCUUGCCUGGUAUCGAGACAGCUCUGACAAUAGUCUCGUUACAGCACACUCCUUUGGCUGCUUUGGCUAGGUUCACUGCCAUUGCUUUCUACGACUCUGGAAGCCAGUGCUACAGGCCAAUCAUCUGUUUGCCUGGAAGCCCGAAAGCCGUGCACCAGUGCCUUAACUUCCUUAUCCCCAUCUUGCCACACAUGGUCAAUCAGCUACGUGAUCGUCCCGACUCCUUGCAUCCUUCACAUGGUGAAUUUUCUGGACAGGUCCUUAUUGAGUCCCCUAAGAAGCUGCCACCUCAACGGCCCCCACCACUUCCACCACAGCCACUUAGGCAAGUACCCCUCUUUUCCGCUGCGGAACAGGCGACUGUCUCAAACCCAUCUGCAACUCCUCGACCACCUUGUUAUCCAACUUGUAGUUAUCCAACAGUGUCGGAGUUUUCUCCUAUCAAAUCAAUCACUCAGCGCCCUCGAACCUCUCCUUUUCCAAUGCUUUCUGUCCAAUCAGCUAUUGACCUCGUACUCUCAGAAGCUUUUGAUUUGGCUUUCCAUCGUCUUCACACCAGAGACCAGUCUCAACGCAUUGAAUGGAAAAAUUUUGAGGCAGCACUCGGCCGCCGACUUGCCGUCAGUCUGACUGGGCUUGAAUGUCUUCCACCCUAUGAUGCAAGUAUGAAGGAUGGCUACGCCUGUAUAUUGGUUGAAGGUGCUGGUCCCCGUCAAGUAAUUGGAGUAUUGCGUGCUGGUGAUGAGGCUGGCUUUGGAGAGCCUGAUCUAACACUUGGAACUUGCUAUCGCGUCUCCACUGGUGGUCGAAUUCCUAAGGGGGCUGACUGCGUAGUCCAGGUGGAGGACACUGAACUCAUAGAGACCAAACUAGUUUCGAGGAUGAAAAAAAGAGAGACAAUGCGGCUUAUACUAGAUGAUGUAAGUAAAGAGAAUAGUGAUAUCGGAACAAGACAUAACAAAAGUUCAGAGCCCGAUAAUGAUAAAGUGCCAGAUGGUGUAGAAGAUGAGGAAGAGGAAGCUGUGAUUAUGGUGAAAAAGGCUCCUAGCUGUGUAGGACAUAACAUACGACCCCGUGGAAGUGAUUUACCUCUGGGGAUGGUGUUUCCUCGUGGGAUGCGCCUUGGGCCAACUGAACUAGGUUUGUUGGCCUCUGCCGGAUUGUUUUCGGAUGGCCAGCAUCCAGACAUUUCUGUUAAAGCCGAUCAUCCCGAUCUCUCAAGUUGUCGACUGCCCUGUUUUCCUGCCAUCCGAGUCGGCAUUCUCUCUUCUGGAGACGAGCUUAUUGACCCUUGCGAUUUUUAUCCACAUACAUCAUCAUCUCUGAACGUUUUUAUUAGAGACUCGAAUCGACCCUGUCUUCUUAGCCUGCUAAGGGCCUCUACUGCAGGUGACAGAGAUUGCCCAGUGGAACUAAUUGAUUUGGGUCUAGUUGGAGACAAAAUUGAUCAAUUGGCGGAGAAACUUCACUUUUCUGUGGCCGAAGCGGCCUGUGAUGUAGUUGUUACGACCGGAGGCAUGAGUAUGGGUGAGAAUGACCUCUUGCUUCGUGUACUCACAAGCCGACUAAAUGCUCGAAUCCACUUUGCUCGGCUUUUAAUGAAACCUGGUAAACCAACUGCAUUUGCUACGGUCACUUGGUAA
This is a messenger RNA of Protopolystoma xenopodis, 2142 nucleotides long. The record is from the annotation of a GenBank genome assembly. Lineage: Eukaryota; Metazoa; Platyhelminthes; Monogenea; Polystomatidea; Polystomatidae.